Molecule: messenger RNA, 864 nt
Organism: Sardina pilchardus (European sardine)
Lineage: Eukaryota; Metazoa; Chordata; Actinopteri; Clupeiformes; Clupeidae
Gene: bik
Product: BCL2 interacting killer
Exons: 5
Coding region: 49-492 (147 amino acids)
Biological process (GO): regulation of apoptotic process
Source: RefSeq, a predicted model, not a curated record
UUGUUUCAUAGGGCGGCGUUCAUUUUAAUCAAACAAUCAGAAAACAAAAUGGUGGAGCAAACGAGACCAACUCCAAACACCACCACUCUCCAGGCUGGUCCUGUGGAGCUGAUAGAUGAUGGCACAUUAUCUGACGUGACCACAAGGGAGGCCCGGAUCAUCGGUCGGCAGCUGGCCCGGAUAGGAGACGAGCUAAACCAGCGCUGGGCCCACCGCCUGCCUGACCAACGGCUACUGCAGCCGCUGGACAGAACAAACAUCUUCAUCAGAGCCAGAGUCUACAGGCGUUACUUUCUGACGGAGGGAAGGGGUCUCAGACACGUCUUGGCUCUGGCUAAACUGUGGCUGAAUCCUCUCAUUUACAGCCAGCCUGUCUGGGUGUCCAAUUUAUGUCCUACUGGUCAGCGUUGGACAACAGGUUUGCUGGUGUCCACUGCACUAAUGGCCACGGCAGCUGUCUGCGUUGCACUCUGGGAACUGAAAAAGGACUGAUCUUCGCACAGAUGGGCUAUAAGCUGGCCUUAGCCCACAGAUUGUUUGUUUUGCUUUGGGUUUUUUAUAUAAUGGAAUAUAUUUAAUUGUUUUCUUUCUACAUGGAUAAUUGAAUGGUAUUGAAGAGCUGGCUCAUAACUGUUUUUUAUACGUGUACAUCAUAGAGUGUUUUGAUGUGGCUGUUGCUGGUGCACAGCCUGUUAUAUGAGGGCAAAGUCUGUUGCUAAGUGAAGGACAACGGCUGUGUGUGUGUAUCCCUCCCCCACGCUUGUUAUCAAACAGAAUCAUCUGUUCCAACAUCAGGGAAGCUGGACUUUCAAUUCCAUACUAAUUUAAAUGUGAUUAUAAAACGCAAAUUUAAACUUGUUCAAU